CACAAAACCAUGACACGACGAGCCAAGGAGCAGCGCCAGAAGCGGCUGGAACUCAAGCGGACUGUGGAAACGGCCGAGGAAAUAGAGAGACGACAGAAAUGGACACUCCUACUCAAGCAGAUCGACACCCCUGCGCGGCCGCGUACGAUGUCGGCGCCACAGAUGCUCACGUGGCACAGCAGUCAUGCGGUGGUGGCUGCCGCGGGCAAGUUUGAGUUGCCUGUGCGCGUGGAGCAUGCCGGGUCGGAGCUGUCGUACACGUUCAACACGAAGGAUAUGGACAUCAAUUUCUCCAUUACGUUUGCAGGAACAACGUCGGAGGAGUACAUGGUGCAUCCCACUCGAUGCGCGUCGCACGAGAGCACCAUCCGCGGCUGCCACAAGGUUCCAGGCCCAGGCACAGUCGUGCUGGUUUGGGACAACGAAUACUCUUGGAUCAACAGCAAAGAGCUGAGCUACCACGUCGGACUCGCCCAGACGUCGUCACCACCCACUGGCGUCUCCGGUCGGUCAUUGCUAGAGGGGGAGCUGCGCACCCGACAGGCCAAACACAGAGUUCUCAAUGAAUCGUACGACAACUUGCGACUGCAAUGCACCAAGCGCGCCGCGGCCAUCGACGCCAUCGAGCGACAGCUAGAGGAACUCCAGCAACAAUUGCAACAAGAAGCGGACCUGCAUGCCAUGGAAACCACCGAGGCAGACCGUGUUGGCCGGGAAGUCGACGUCGUGGCUGCAGAACUUGCUGGUUUGUGUGGUCCAAACUGUAUGAUUUACAAUCUGCCGUUGUAGCGCUAUCCUGGCGCACACUGUCGCCGGCUUCGUUGGCGCAUAUACUAGAGUUUUGCCCACGGGACGACUGGAAGCAGUGGUUGGUCUCCUUUUGUUACAACAUCGUUAUCCUUUGACGUUAAACUACGUUUUAGGUCCACGCUAAACCGAGCGUGGCACGCCACCCUCGCCCCCCUGCUUCGUGCCAAAGCCACCUAAUGUUAUUCGACGGUGGUCGUCAAAUGUUAUCCGUCAAUCCUGGCAGGGCCAACGUCGAUUCCAGCUGCCGCAAGAGUUGCCUACGCACUCCCCAAUUUAUAUGGCAACACUGCACUGCAUGGACGCGGCAUACUAGUAGUAGUAGUACUACUACUAGCAGUACUAGUAAUACAACGAACACAACGUACUUGGCAUUUGCCAUCCCA
Molecule: messenger RNA, 1193 nt
Organism: Aphanomyces astaci
Lineage: Eukaryota; Oomycota; Saprolegniomycetes; Saprolegniales; Verrucalvaceae
Exons: 2
Coding region: 10-789 (259 amino acids)
Cellular component (GO): cytoplasm
Source: RefSeq, a predicted model, not a curated record